GAAAGGCCGAGCACUGUUUUAGGCGUUGUCACGUUCCUCUUUUGCUGCGCAAGUAUUUCAGCUCUCGACUGCCUCCUGGGCAGCCGGGCGGUUCCGAGAACCGUUGCCCGUUCCGCGCACUCAGCGUGAACAAUUGGCUUUGUUAGUUACGGAGAUAAACUAUCACAUUUGGGUCCGUCGUUGGCCGGCUAGCUUUCGGUGGCCUAGACUUCGGAGACGCAGCUAUACUUCAGGCCGUCAGGGCAGGUCUUCGUAGCCACAUCGCCCGUGAAGAAGCACUAGCUGUACGGCCUUCUGGAGUGCUCUCGCCGUUGGCUGACGUCUACUCGACUUUUCCGUCACGUUCAGGCUCACAAGCUAGACCACACUACACGGGGCACAGGUCGUCCGAAAAAACCCAGCAUCGCCAGGCCCGUUGUCCCGGUUAGGUUUUCCAGUCGUUUUGUCUUCGAGCACGGGUCGGAUCCCUGCCUGGUACAAGGAGUUCGAUGCCUUCAGGAUCUUGCCUGGUCCCUGCAGCUGCCCCUUCCACAGCCUCAAAGCGCCAGCUCCUCCGUGAUAGCCUUUCGGUCCUAGACAUAGGGAGUCCGAUGCCUUCAGGCUGUUGCCUGGGUCCGUUCCCUGCACAUGCCCCUCCACAGCUUCAAAGCUCCAACUCCUCCGUGAGAGCCUACCAAUCCUAGGCAUAGGGAGUCCGAUGCCUUCAGGCUCUUUCCUGGGUCCGUUCCCUGCAGCUGCCCCUUCACAGCCUCAAAGUUCCAGCUCCUCCGUGACAGCCUGUCAGUCCUAGGCCAGGCAGUUCGACGCCUUCAGGCACCUCCAUGCUUCUCUUUCCUGCCGCUCGCCCCUCGAUAGCCUCAAAGCUCCAGUUCCUCUGUGAGAGCCUGUCAGCCUUAAGCCCGAGGAGUCCGAUGCCUUCAGGAUCCUCCCUGGGUCUCUUUCCUGCGGCUUGCCCCUGGAUAGCCUCAAAGCUCCAGUUCCUCUGUGACAGCCUGUCAGUCCUAAGCCCAAUGAGUCCGAUGCGUUCAAGGUCCUCCAUGGUUCUCUUUCCCGCGGGUUGCCCCUCGAUAGCCUCAAAGCUCCAGCUCCUCUGUGUCAGCCUGUCAGCCCUAAGCCCAAGGAGUCCGAUGCCUUCAGGCUUCUUCCUGGGUCUCUUUCCCGCAGCUCGGCCAUCGAUAGCCUCAAAGCUCCAGUUCCCCUGUAACAGCCUGUCAGCCCUAAGCCCAAGGAGUCCGAUGCCUUCAAGAUCCUCCCUGGGUCUCUUUCCCGCGGCUCGCUCCUCGAUAGCCUCAAAGCUCCAGUUCCUCUGUGGCAGCCUGUCAGCCCUAAGCCCAAGAAGUCCGAUGCCUUCAAGAUCCUCCCUGGGUCUCUUUCCCGCGGCUCGCUCCUCGAUAGCCUCAAAGCUCCAGUUCCACUGUGGCAGCCUGUCAGCCCUACGCCCAAGGAGUCCGAUGCCUUCAAGAUCCUCUUUGGGUCUCUUUCCCGCGGCUCGCUUCUCGAUAGCCUCAAAGCUCCAGUUCCUCUGUGACAGCCUGUCAGCCCUAAGCCCGAGGAGUCCGAUGCCUUCAAGAUCCUCCCUGGGUAUCUUUCCCGCGGCUCGCCCCUCGAUAGCUUCAAAGCUCCAACUCCUCCGUGAGAGCCUACCAAUCCUAGGCAUAGGGAGUCCGAUGCCUUCAGGCUCUUUCCUGGGUCCGUUCCCUGCAGCUGCCCCUUCACAGCCUCAAAGUUCCAGCUCCUCCGUGACAGCCUGUCAGUCCUAGGCCAGCCAGUUCGACGCCUUCAGGCACCUCCCUGCUUCUCUUUCCUGCCGCUCGCCCCUCGAUAG
Ornithodoros turicata is the source of this 1825-nucleotide messenger RNA. RefSeq lists its product as uncharacterized. Bases 822 to 1760 code for a protein of 312 amino acids. The transcript is spliced from 14 exons. NCBI's taxonomy places the organism in Eukaryota, Metazoa, Arthropoda, Arachnida, Ixodida, Argasidae. The record is from RefSeq and is a predicted model, not a curated record.